Messenger RNA from Darwinula stevensoni, 2743 nucleotides. Lineage: Eukaryota; Metazoa; Arthropoda; Ostracoda; Podocopida; Darwinulidae. The record is from the annotation of a GenBank genome assembly.
AGACGAUAACCGCAACACGAGUGUUCCCGCUCCCAUCGGGGUGCCCGGGGAGGACUCGACUGCCGUUACCUAGAAACGCGGGGUCGAUAUCCGCACGCAUUCUGCGAAGUGGUAACAGUCGCUGCGACCUAACCAUGCGGUUCAAGACCUCGCUCCCCAAAGAAGCCAAGCAUCGUGAUUUUGUGACGUGUGUGGCAUGGACGAGCAUCGACGAAGUCUUCUCGAGCGGCGACGACCACCAGAUCCUGCACUGGAACUUGGUGACGAACGAGACGAAGAAGCUCGCGGACCUCCCGAAUGACCUGUACCCGACGGAGCUGGACGUGCUGCCCCGCGCCGCAUCCAAGAAGCAGGGGCCGGACCUCUUCCUCCUCACGAGCAGCGAGGGGAAGUUCUACUUGGUGAGCUCGAACGGGAGGAUCGAGAAGGGAGUGGAGGCGCACAAGGGGGCCGUGCUAUCGGGGAAAUGGAGCCUCGACGGAGCCGGCAUCGUCACCGGAGGAGAAGACGGACUGGUGAAGAUCUGGUCCCGAUCGGGGAUGCUUCGGUCGACCCUGGCCCAGAGCCCCAACCCGGUCUACUGCGUCUGCUGGAGCCCCGAGUCCGACGCGGUCCUCUACGCGAGCGGCCAGCACAUCGUCCUCAAGCCACUCGCCCCCAAUUCGAAGGCCAUGGAGUGGAAGGCACACGAUGAGCUGAUCCUGAAGUUGGCCUGGAGUGCCUUGAACGGCCUGAUCUUGUCGGGAGCGGAGGACUGCCGAUAUCGACUGUGGGACGUGUACGGCCGACUUCUGUACAACAGCCCCAGUCACGAUUAUCCCAUCACGUCCCUGGCGUGGUCGCCCGACGGUGAACUCUUUGCGGUUGGGUCCUUCAACACCCUUCGCCUUUGCGACAAAUCCGGCUGGUCAUAUUCAUUGGAGAAACCACCGACAGGGAGUAUAUUUUCCCUGGCCUGGUCGAGCGACGGGACUCAAGUGGCUGGGGCCUGCGGGCAUGGUAAUGUCAUCUUCGCUCACAUCAUAGAAAGGCGGCUAGAAUGGAAGAACUACGAGGCGUCGGUGACGAGCCGUAAGAGCAUCGCCCUCCGCAACGUCACGAACGAAGCUUGGGAGAAGUUGGAUCUCCCCGACCGGAUCGUGAAGCUUGGCCUGAGCUACGGGCACUUGGUGGUCGUCUCCACGAGUCACGUCUACGUCUACUCCACUCGGAACUGGAACACGCCGAUCAUUUUCGACCUGAAGGAGGGCAGCGUCAGGCUCAUCCAACAAGCCUCGAAACAAUUCCUCUUGGUCGAGGGGAGCGGGAUUUACAUCUACGGCUACGAUGGAAAACUCGUUUCGUCGCCAAAGUGGCCUUCCAUGAAGGUGGAUCUCCUCAACUCUCAAAUAAUCUCUCUCUCCAACGACACCGUCGCUGUGCGGGACCGUACCGAUCAACGAGCUGUGCUUGUCUUCGACACGGCGUCGGGAAAAUCUGUGACGGACACUGGAAAGGCCGGGGGUCCUGCCUACGUCCACACGUCCGAGGUCUACGAAAUGUCUCUGGACCAGACCGGGCCAGCCACGGAAAGAAAACUUGCCCUCAUCGACCGGAACCGAGAGCUGUAUCUGGUCGCCAUCCGCCGGCACGGAGGAUCAUCUGUGGCCAUGAAGCUUGGCGUGAUGGUGGGGAGUUUGUACUGGAACGACGGGGCAUCUAUGCUCGCCGCCCUGCAGAACAGCCGCUUGGUCGUUUGGUUCUACCCGAAUGUCAUCUUCGUGGACAAAGAACUCCUCACGCUUGCUACUCAGGAACGCGAAGGAGGAGAAUUUGGGAAGAGUCCCAUUGUGGUGAACUACCUCGGGGACCAGGUGACUGUUCGUCGGUCGGACGGAUCUCUGGUCAGCGUCCCCACCUCCCCCUAUCCCGCAGUUCUGCACGAUUACACCAUGCAACACAAAUGGGGCGAUGCCGUUCGCCUUUGUCGAUUCAUCAAAGAGCCCCUGCUGUGGGCGUGCUUAGCAGGAAUGGCUACCUAUGCCAAGGAGUUGAACACUGCUGAGAUCGCAUACGCCGCCAUCGACAGGGCUGACAAGGUCCUAUAUGUGCAGUAUAUCAAGAAUAUCCCUGUGAAGGAGGUGCGGUCUGCAGAAAUGGCUCUACUGGCUGGAAAAACCCAGGAAGCAGAAAACGUCCUCUUGCAGAACGGUCUUCUCUUCCGAGCCAUUAUGAUGCACAUCCAGCUCUACAAUUGGGACCGGGCCCUGGAGUUGGCUGUGAAGCACAAGACUCACUUGGACACAGUGCUGGCAUUUCGCAAGCGUUACUUGAUGCGAUUCGACCGAGAGGAAACCAACAAACGAUUCAUCCAGUUCGGCCAAGGCGUUCAGCUGGAUUGGCAGAAAAUUUUGCAGCGGGUCGAGACUGAAUACCAAAGGGAGUCCGGUCGAAUUGGUGCUGCUUUGCCCCCCAAAACAAGUUCGAGGAAUACUUCUAAGAAAGCAGUGAAUCCCCCGAGGAAAGAAGUGAGACCUCCUCCAAAUGAUGAGGAGCUCGGUGAUGAUGAAGAAGAUGGAGAGGUGGAUUAGUGUCAUUAUCGUGAUGUGAAAGUCGUUCUGUGAUGUCUCAAGCCAUUCGGUCUCUUGCUUGACAGACCAUUUGAACCUCAUCCCCAAUUUCUUUUUCAAUGUCUAAUCACUUCCAUGCCAAUUGAGAUUCCACAUAAAGGGAGAGUCUUUUGGAUAUUAAAGAAACUGAAGCC